ACGUUUCCUUGUGUCUAACUUAACUUUUCACGGUGAGAUGGCCGAGGAGUCUCUGCUGGUUCCUGUGAAGUCGAAACGGGCUCUGUGGACAGACAGCAGGAGGCGAGAAAACCCGCUGCUGUCCCCUUCGACCUCCAUUUUUAAAAAAACAAUAACGGUUUGAUCCUGGUUUUGUCCUGCAGACGUGAAGCCCGACUCCUGAAAAUCAAGUGCUAAACAUCUCAUCACUAUUGCUGAAUACUUGAGACUGGCCCUGGACAGGUUUGUGUUGUAGCUGUGUGGCUGGCAGCCUGGCUGCCUCCCUGCCUCCAGAUGAAUGAAGAACACUCCGGGACACAGGGACACAGCUGAUACAGGUCCGGGGUCACCUUCGGGGCAUGCAGGUGUUUCUGCAAAUAUGAUGAAGAAAAAGAAUCCCCAUAAGAAACAUAAGAGUAGUCUGGGUCCGACCACCAAAGUUCUGUCACAGCCUCGACGCAACAUCGUCGGCUGCAGGAUCCAGCACGUGUGGAAGGAGGGAGGAGGCCAUGUGAUCUGGAAAGGAACAGUGCUCGACCAGGUGCCAGUGAACCCGGCUCUCUAUCUGAUAAAGUAUGAUGGUUUUGACUGUGUUUAUGGUCUGGAGCUUCAUAAAGACGAGAGGGUUCAGGGACUGGAGGUGCUCCCUGACAGACUGGCUAAAUCCCGUCUGACAGAUGUCAGCCUGGCAGAUGCCAUGAUAGGUAAAGCAGUGGAGCACAUGUUUGAGACGGAGGAAGGUCCGAAGGAGGAGUGGAGGGGGAUGGUGCUGGCCCGAGCUCCCAUCAUGACCACCUGGUUCUAUAUCACCUACGAGAAAGACCCGGUCCUCUAUAUGUACCAGCUGCUGGACGACUAUAAAGAAGGGGACCUCCGCAUCAUGCCUGACUCCAACGACAGUGUCCCGACGGAGAGGGAACCUGGUGAGGUGGUCGAUAGCCUGGUGGGUAAACAGGUUGAGUACGCCAAAGAGGAUGGCGGCAAACGAACGGGCAUGGUCAUUCACCAGGUGGAGGCAAAACCCUCCGUCUACUUCAUUAAGUUCGACGACGACUUCCUCAUUUACGUCUACGACCUAGUCAAAACUUCGUAAACUAAGUGGAUGUCCUAAGCCACCAAGACAGAAACAAAAACACACCUGAAGCAUUUGAUCCAGCGCUCAUCCUUCAGAUCAUUAAAUACAAAAAUAAACUCAAAAAAAGAUUUCUUGUCGCGGAAGAACACAGGAUAGAUACUUUUUGAGGGGGCUUGGUUAAGUUGAAGCAUUUCAUCUAUGACCUUAAAUUCUUAAAAUAAAAGAAAUAAAUUAGUCAUGGUUUUACAUUACCCUCAAAAGAUCAAACUUUUUGAAGCCCCUUAAUAGUUUCAUGAAAAACAGAAAGCUAUCCAAAAAUUCUAUUUUACUCAAGGAAAAUAUUGAGAAAGUUGAAGCGAGAUGAAGGCUCUUUAGAAUCUCACAUUUUAAACAAAAAUUUGCUGACCCUAAAAUCCUCCUCCUCCUUACACCUAAAGAAACUAAACCUUAAAAUUCACUCUUAGUGUCUGAUUUCAUCCAGUGCGCUGGUUGCAGAGAAAAAUUUUGGUCUUGGUGAUAAGUGUCUCAAUGAACAUGUCACUGAAAAGUGUGACAGCAGCCAUCUCUUCUGUGCUACUCCUGAUGGAAAAUACCAAACCGAAAGUCUUUAGAGAUUUCUUGUCAUAUUUUCAAUUAACAAAUCUAGCUGCAGAAAAGUGAGCAGACUCCUGGUGAAGUGAAGUGUGGAACUGGUUGGUGGAAGGGCCUUCAAAAAGAAAGACUAGAAGAAGGUGAAUUCUUGGACCAGAAAAACAAAUAAUUGCUAUCAUGACGGAGAAUGAGCAUGUGUUUUGUUUUUGGGACACUUUAAGAUAGGAACAAACAAUACAGCUCACUGUCACAUCCAAUAAGGAUUGGCAUUACCACGGUGUGGGAGCCCAUUUCUGCCGGGAAAAAAAAAUGAUAUAACAGAUGAAUAGUUAGAAAUGACAAAACAAAAAUACUCAUGGAAAGUCAAAAUUACAACUUUCUAAAUGAAAAUGGUGAGAUAGUUUAAACAAUGAAGGAAGUCAAAAUUAUAAUAUGUGAAGUCCAAAGAACCUGUGUUAUGAGUUUGACUACUUCAAUCUCAAGCUUUUACUGAUGUCUCCCAUUUUUCAGUUAAAUCACGUAAUUUUGACUUAAUAUUUCACAAUUGUGACAAAGUAAGCCAAUAUUUUUACUUUCAUAAUGUUGAAUUAGUUCAUCUAAGUUUGCAUUAGUAUGUCAAACUUUUUACUUAUGUCAUAAUUAUGACUUAAUUUAGUAAAUCUUAGUUUUGGUUUAGUAAAUCAAAAUGACUGUAAAAACCAGUCAGACCUUUGACUUCUAAUCCCUUAAAGUUGACUUGCCAAGAGUAAUUGUAUGUUUGCUAUUCCUAACAUAUCUUGUCUUUCCCGUGGCGGAAAUGAGCUUCCAUGCAACUGAGCUUCAUAAGACAGGAAGCAAAAGGAACCAGUCUCAGUUAAAAGUUAAAGACAUCUGCGGGUCGAUUAAUAAUAAUAAUAAUAAUAAUAAUAAUAAUAAUAUCGAUAAUAAACACUAAACAAUAAAUAACAAACUUCAACACAAAGGAUCAUCUCUGGAGCUAUUCAAAUAAUCAAAAAAGUCGUUGGAAAUAUCUCAAAACCUAAUUUUCCCACUUUUGUUCAAUUGGAGGUUGACUGGAGUUGGAUUCUGUCCCACUUGUUGUAUAGAGCAAAACAAGACAGAUUGCUUCAUCACAUAGUGUGCUACUUUUACAGACUCCAUUUCACCAACUUCAACUGAACAUUGAUGAAGAUCAACAGAUCUUCAUCUAAAGGCAUCUGCACUUAAAACCUUUUUUUUUGUUUUUGCUUUCAUCAUUGCCAAAAACCCCUUCCUGUUGUGAAGUUGUUUGACGUUAAAGACAAUCAGACAGCUUUCUUGUGAUUUCACUAAAGCCUUUGGAAUUGCUCUUGUGGUGUUUUUUCUAAAUCAUCUUUGAAUGAAGGAUGGAGAAACAAAAUUGAAACUUGGCCAAAGCCCUUUCUGUCCUUGGCAAUUUGUUUUAGUGUUAAAUUGUUUGUUGUAGAUUGACAGGCACCCAGAUCUACAGUUUCAUGAGUUCUCCACAGUUCCUCCAUUUGAACUUGGAACACAGUGAUGUAUUCUAAAUGUCAUAAUUUAUGAAAAUACAAAGGAUUUGAGGAGCUAAGGAAGAGAUGAGAAGAAUAUUCUCUGGACUGUUGAAUGCUUAAUGGCAGAAUUGGAACUGACAAGAAAAACAAGUCUGCUGUAGCAAUACAGUCAGGUUUUUAGUGUGGAAGGCUUCAGUUAGACAGUUAAGAUGUUCAGCGUUGGAAGCAUGUGAAUCCAGUUUAAUACUAUGUGUUGGUUGAUAAAAUUAUUACUGAAACAAGUAUCCCAGUUUGUAUUUACACACAAACCAAAAGAUUAUGGACUUGUGGUGUAGAUCUGACAUUCUCCUGGCCUGAAGAAAACACAAGUGUCUGUCAGACGUCCAUGAAGAUGAUCUGGUCUGCUCCACAGCAUUUAUGCAGUAAGACUGGACACGGUCGGUUGUGUUUAGUAUGUGAAGAGAUUAAGAAGCAGUGAAGGUUUAAAUUUCCUUUUUCACAAAUGUACUUCUCAUUUUAUUUGGAUCUACUCAAGACUGAAGGUUUUCAUAAACUUGUGUUCAAUUCUGAUUUGUACUUGUAGUUUGAGCGUUAAUAAUUGAUUGAAACUUGCAAUUGGAAUGUAGUGUAAGGUUAGAAUCAAACUGUUUUUACUGACCAGUGACUGAUAUCCCAAAUAGAGUUGCCACUUUCAGUGUUUUGUCAGCUAGCUACAUUUUUAAAAGAGAAAAGAACCCUCAAAGAGCCUUUAUCAAAGUCAAAAAACCUCAAACAUGACUUAUUGGUUCAUUAAAGGAUGAUUGUGUCAUUCAGGUUUUUUUAGGUUUUAAAAUGCAACAGCAACUGGAACAUCUUCGCUGUCGAUUUCCUCUCAAACUGUAAGAAUAAAAGAGAAACCAGGAAAGGUUGUUGAGCCAUGCAUUCUGGGGGAAUGUCUUUAACAUAUUGGAUGGCUCAACUGAAUCGGUGCACUGAACAAGUUUUUAUGUAAAACUUUCAGUCUGUGUGCUUCCUGUGAUAUAGUUAGUUGCCGAGGCAGAUUGCAGCUCUUAUUAUAACCGCACUUAAAAAAAAAGGACUGUCCAAGAGAUCUUAAAGUUUCUGCGCUUGUGUAUCUGUUUUCCUUUUCUUUAACGAGAAAUAUGAUUGUGAUCAUCUCAGCAGGCACUAUUUUAAUUAAUGAGAUAAUGUGUCGUUACAAAGACUUGUUUCACAGUGACGUUAUGUCCAAUUCAUCCAGUUCAUUUCACUAUAUUAAUGAAAACAGAUUAUUGAUGUUUAUGUUGGAAUGACAUUGGCCUUCUAUCAUCCUUCUGCCUUGUUAUUGUUUUUGUAUGUUUCAAAAUGUAUGUUAAUAAUUUUUAUUGUUAAUGCAAAACUGGUGUGGUGUGCUUUGUUUUCUUUGCACCAUGGUUAACCUUCAAGCAUUUGACAUCCGGGACUGUUCUGUUGAUGUCAGCAGUUAGGAGGGGUUUGCUGUUUGCAGAGGUUGUGAAUUGAAACUGGAAUUAUAUUUCAGCGAAAGAAGGGGAAGUUAAAAAAAACAACUAUAGAAAAUAUAAAAGGUGAUUCAAGAUCUAAUCCGUCCAAUGUUUAAAUGAAUAAAAGGAGAGAGAGAGCUGUAGGAUUAGCAGCUGUGGCCAAAGACAUGGAAGGGAGAGGAUUCACACUGGGAUAGAGUAACUCACCACACUCCUGUACCCUACACACUCACACAGCAAAUCAACAAAAGGGAUGCAAAUAAAUAGUGAAGGAAGUGCAAAAUUUACCAAACACACUAUUAUGGAAGGUGGUGAAGCACAGGUGAGGAACUCUACCACCAAACCGUCCACCAUCAGGCCAGCCACGCUCACUGCUGUACCUACAGUACUCGUACAGGGACAGCAAAACACGAUCCCAGCAGGGGUAUACACUCUUGGAUGAAAUAAUUAAAUCAAUGCCAGGAGGGCCAACAGUGUACAAACAAAAGAAACAACUAAUAGAAAACACCAAAUGAACUAAAGGCUAAGUGCAAAGCACUGUAUCAAACAACAAAACUAAGCAAAACCGUUAACAGACAGUUAAACAAAACACAAUUACUAAACUAACAAAAUAACCAAACAGAACAUAUAUGGAGCAGCGACAGCACUCUACAGGCUCAACAGGCAGCAGAGAGAGAGAGCGCAGCAGCAUCAGGGUAAAUAUAUAGCCUUCCUUAAACAAUUAAAACCAGGAAGUAGACUUGACUAAACCCUAUGGUGACCUGGAAGGGAUAGCCCACUACCUGCUACAGGUUAAUGCACAGUCUGCCCUGGUGUACUUGGGACAUGUGGUUAGCAGCCAGGGAGUCUCACCUGAUCCCGACAAAGUGGCAAAGCAAAUCCAUGCAAAUCCAUGCAUUCCUUGGUUUUGUGGGAUAUUACAGGCAUUUCAUACGAAAAACUUGCAAAAAUUGGUAAACCCCUUAAUGAACUCUUAGCUGGCACCAGUCUCAGCUGAGGGUGGCCCUCACUCACUAUUAAGCGGACUGAUCAAUGUGUGGCAGCUGUCCAGCAGCUCAAUCAAGAGCUUUUCCAUCUCCCAUUUUAGCAUAUGCAGAUUACACAAUGCCUUUUAUUGUCUAGACUGAUGCCAGUAAUUGUGGGCUUGGUGCUGUCCUGGCUCAAGAACAAGAUGGCCUUGAAUGGGUCAUUGCAUAUGCUAGCAGGAGCCUUCAUCCACUUGAAUGCAAUGACAACAGCUAGAAUUCCUUCAAACUAGAAUGUCUUGCUAUGAAGUGGGCAAUAGUCUUUGAUGUAAAUGUAAAAAGCAUCCAGUCUACCCAUCCACGUUACAGAGCGGACCUGACACAAUGUGAAGCUAUCCACGACAUCAAUCAGUAUGAUGGCUAGUUGUGCUAGUUAAUGCAAGUCAAGAAUGCAUGUCAAAUAUAUGUCAUGGCUAGCAUUUUAUUAAUGUGGUGACUAGUUAUGAUGUGUGUGUGUUAGCAAAGUUUUGCUCAAGAACAUGCACCUCUCUCUCUCUCUCUCUCUCUCUCACACACACACACACACACACACACACACACACACACACACACACACGCCCCUCACAGUGACACCCUAGAGGCAAAAUAUCAGCUAAAUAAAAUUUGUUUAUUUGACUACAGUAAAUAGCAUCAGCAGUUCCAGCUUAGUUCAUGAAAGUACAUUAGCCAGUCUUAUGAAUAUUUAAUGAUGAUUUUAUGAUAUUUAAGGCCUAGUAAUAAAUAACUAGAAAAGUAGUGUAUCCAUCACACACAUUUCAGUCUCUACAGAGGACGUUACUUUUAGAUUCAUUCAUGUUGUAGAGAAUUAUCCUAACUCUGACCUCAGUCACUGCAGGUAUACCUCAAAAAGCUCUUUGAAACUAAGAGGACAAGCCAAAGUGACCUCACAAUGAUGGUUUCGAACCUAAAUUUGUCCCCACGACCAUAGCAAGACAUGCAUACACACAUGUACAUGCCCUAACAGAAGUUGAUCUGCAAUAAACGCAGACACACAGUCCCCUCUGUCUCCUUAUGCGGUCAAAAGCUUUUAACCCUAGAACACUAUCGCUCAAAUUCAAAACACCAUCAUUAACGCCGGGUGAUUUUUACCCGAGAUAAUACACUCAACUAGAAAAUUCCAGGGAAAUUUUGAGUGCCACGGGGGCUACUGCCGGGAUGAGUACAUGAUUUAUUUCCAGUGUUCAAAAGUCACCCUGAUCAUAUUCUGGUUUUGAGAAAUGUCUUGAUAUAAAAGACUCUGAUAUAAAACAAUGUCACAUCCCUCCAUCAUGUAUUAUGUGGGAAAUAUCUCAUAUUCUGUGUUGUUUUUUUUAAUAAAACAAGAGGCAACAUGUCUACAAACUGGCA
Molecule: messenger RNA, 7027 nt
Organism: Seriola aureovittata
Lineage: Eukaryota; Metazoa; Chordata; Actinopteri; Carangiformes; Carangidae
Gene: spina
Product: spindlin-1
Exons: 8
Coding region: 317-1111 (264 amino acids)
Biological process (GO): gamete generation
Source: RefSeq, a predicted model, not a curated record